Pelobates cultripes (western spadefoot toad) is the source of this 7864-nucleotide messenger RNA. The record is from the annotation of a GenBank genome assembly. NCBI's taxonomy places the organism in Eukaryota, Metazoa, Chordata, Amphibia, Anura, Pelobatidae.
AUGAUUAUUGCUGACUGAAGGAAUAUUGAAUACUUAAAAGUCAAUGUACGACAAUCAUAUGCUGACUGUGACAGACUAAGGUAUUUCUUCUAUAGGAUGUAAGACAAUGCUAAAUUUCAGGAUGUCUUGCCCAUUCCGAUUUUAAGGAUAUUCUUUUCCAGACGUAUGCAAAAGCUUAUCUUUCCAUUGUCAGAAUAACGUAAUACAAGGAAGUAAUAAAUCUUAUAGUCUGUACUGUAUUUGCAUAUACCAUGGCUAAUGUAAGCAAACUAUGUAUAAAAGCCAGCUCUGGAAUACACUCAUUUGAGAGUCUUGUAAAGCUGUUGUCCGUGUGUUAUUGCUUACAAAUGACUCUCCAUCAACGUUGAUUAUGGUGACCGAGGGAUCGAGAACCGAGGGGAUUAGAGUCCAUUACAACAUUAACCCUUUCAGCUUGGUGUCAGAAGUGGGAUAGAAGUUGGAUCAGCAAAACCAUUUGCGGUGAGUAGCCUUUUUGUGUCUUAUUUGACGCUGAUUGUCUAUGACCCCCCUUUGGUUCAGUAAGACUGUAUCCAGUAGAUAGGAAAGGUGUAAGGACUCUAGUUAUAUUGAGACUAUAAGAGGUCUCCGGUUUAUUAGACAUUUGGUCUAAAUAUAUAUAGGGGUUCUUGGUAACCCAGGUUAGUAUCUAAGAUAGAUACAGGUUUUUGAGACCAUAAGAGGUCUCCGGUUUAUUAUAGGGUUUUGGUAACCCAGGUUAGUAUCUAAGAUAGAUACAGGGUAUCUCAGGUAGAUACAGGUUUUUGAGACCAUAAGAGGUCUCCGGUUUCUAUAGGUGUUCUGAGUAGCACGGUUUGUAGAUCUUUAAGUAUAACCCAAACUUCUCUUUCUCCCGGUCACCUUUGUUUGUCUUAAGUGUUUUUUGUGGGUGAUUGUUUGUCUAUAUUGGGGACACACUUUGGUAAGUUAGUAGUGUCCCCACUCUGAAUCAGCAGUAUGGGAAAUGUGAGUUCAGGUCCUGAGUGACCAAUAUAUGUAUGUAUAUGUGUGUGUAUGUAUAUAUGUGUAUAUGUAUGUAUAUAUGUGUGUGUAUAUGUAUAUGUGUAUAUAUAAGAUAGCAGUACUUUUAAACAAAUGGAGGUUUUAAAAAUACAUAGGGAUUAAGGAGAGAACGCAGGUAACUUGUUUUUCUUUGGUUUUUACCAUAUAUUGGGGCUGAUGUGUACUGUAGUCCUUGCUGCUGUCCAGUAGUGAUGGGAGUGAGCGCAGGACUUAUCUUUCUGCAAGAUAGCAGUACUGUAUAUUAGAAAAGAAAUGACUCAUAGGUUGUACCUGAUAGACCUACUUAAAUCUUUUUGCUUUAUUCUUUCUGUCGCAUAGAAGUAUAAGUUUAUUACUCUGUUUUAUUGUAAGUUAUUUCACAUGGGAUCUAUGUGCCUGGUAUGAUUGUUGCUUUAAAAAUACUAUAAGCCCACUACACUUAUUAUGAGAGUGGGAUAGUGUAAAUGUGUUGCAUUGUUUGCAUGAUGAGCUCAGUAUAUUUUAUAACUGAGACAAAAAGUCACUUCAUUAGUAUUUGAAAGUUAAUUCCCCAUAUGGGAUUAAUUGUAUAGAAACACCAAUCAGCACAUCUUCCCUGCCCUGUGUGUUUGUUGCAAAGGAUCCAUACUAAAUAUGAUUUUUGUUUGAAAAUAACAGAGCAACAUUUACAUUUUCAGCGGUCCAACACAUGCUUCAUUUUGCACUGUAAACUAACCUUUUUAUUGCAACAGGUUCCUUUUAAAUGAUCCAGUGUAAUAACUACUGCUUGUGUCUUCUAUGUCUCACAUUAUGUGAUAUUUUAAAUUGUGGUAUAUAGCCUGAAUCAGACAUCAUGGACAAAGGUUUUUACCUGUGUUACUAAGGGCUCUUGGAGACUGACCGGUCUAAAGGUUUGCCAUGCCUUUAAAACAUGGUAUAGUAUAAAUUUUUUAAGUCUCUGAGAGUUCUGAAAGAUUCAGGUGAAACCAUGUCUGUUUAAUCUGGUCCAGAUGUUUGUUCAAUUUCUAUAGGAUUUAAAUUGAUGCAGCAUCAUCUCAGAUUAGUUAAUGGAAGUUUUAUACAAAUAGUUGAGUUAUGAGCGCGCUAUAUAAAUGGAUCCUUUCUUUAAAUACAAUACUAUAGUAGAUUAAAGUAAUGAAGUUAAUUAAGAAAAUGUAUACAUAAGAAUCCCUAAAAUAAAUCUAAACUAAAAUUGGUAUACCUUCCAAUAAUAUGUUCUGAAUACAGCUGUUAACUGUUUAUUUUGUGUAAAUGGUGAUUGUGAUAAUGUGUGAUAAGUGUGCAGUUUAACUUGAAAGUGGUUUAAUUUAUGUUGCUGUAUUGUUUUAAAUUAUAUGUGAAUCAGUUUGUCACAGUCUAGUGAUACUGAUAAGAAUGACAGCCAAAUAACCUAGCAAAUAACUGUUUUAUUAGUUGUUGAAUACUAGCGUUUUGGCCAAGAAUAGUUGGAGAUUUGGAGGUGUUAGUUUAAGAUUGCUUUUAUAUUGUGUGUAUCCGUGUUUCCUAGGAGGGAGACAGAGUGUGUAGUUGUGUGCCCAUAAAUGUGAUUUCUGUAUUGGCAUAUCUGCUGGGUACCCAUUAUGUGUUUCUACAAAGAUAUUGCUUUGUGAGAUGACGUGUAAUAUUACAUGGGAUGCUGAGUAUGAGUUAUAUGGUUUGAAAUGAAUUGGUGAUUAUGAGCUUAGUACUUCAGUAAGAUGUGCUAAAAUUUGGAACAAGGUGGAAGCUGAAAUGUUGGGAUUAUGGAAGAAUAAGCAGUCUAUAUUCACUGCUUUGGCAUUUAAGCAGGAUGCAAAGGAAGAGAUUGGUAAUAUGAUUUUUGUAAAGAAAUUUUACAAGUGUUGGAAGGAUGAGGCAGGUUUGAUGUCUGGAGAUGAUAUAGAUAUCUUUAAAAUACAGUCAUGCCUUGGUAAUAUGUUGCCACAGUAUUAUUUGCUUGUGAAACAAUUGAUUUCAGACUGGGCCAAUUUGGAUAGCUCAGAUUUUCUUACCAAGGUUAUAGAAAAGGAAAAUGCAGGUUGUUUUGACUUAAGAAAAGAUUUAGGAAAGUAAGGUUGCUUAUUAUGCUCAGGGAUUGCAACAUAUUAUGUCCAGCUACACAGACUGAGAGCGAGGAUGGGAUGGAGCACAUAAAGCCAGUGGAAGGGGUGGUCAAAGAGGGGCAAGGGGAUGGAGACAGGGAAAUCAGGGUUAUAGGGGCAGGGGUAACCAAGGAGGAAUAGACAGGAACACUUGUUUCAACUGUGGCCAAUAUGGCCACUGGAGGAAUGAGUGUCCACACCCCAGGAAACCCCAGGAAACCCCACACACCCCCAACAACCCCACAAUUCUCAAAAUAUGCCCGGUAGGCAAGAACAACACCAGACCCACUCCCAACACCACUGGCCAGCAUAUCGCUUAGUUCAGGACUUUAGAGCCCUGAAUAGUUUAAUUGUGCCCAUUUCACCCAUUGUCCCUGAUGUGACAUCCCUCAUUACAGCCAUUCCACAUGAUGCCACUUGCUUCACUGUCAUUUGAUUUAAGUAAUGCAUUUUUUCUAUACCUAUUGAUCAAGAGACACAGCUACUUAUGGUUUUUACUUUUGAAGGCUGUCAGUUUACCUGGACACGCUUACCCAAGGCUAUGUGGAUUCCCCAGCUGUUUAUUCGUUGGUACUCCAACAUACUCUAAAAAACAUGGACCACCGGUCAUGGUUCCGUCCUUUUUGCAAAAUGUUGAUGAUUUGUUGUUAUGUAGCCCUAGCUAUGAGGCAAGCACUGUGGAUACUGUCAGCAACUGUGGGUCACAAGGUUGUUAAACACAAAAUGCAAUUGUGUAAAUCAAAGGUUGAAUACUUAGGUUUUGUUCUGGCUUUAGGCACCAGACAAUUGAGUCCAAAACGUAUUGAGGUCAUUCAGAGGAUUCCUACACCCACUACUCGGAAGGAGUUGCUCACCUUCCUCGGCAUGAUUAAUUACUGCCGCCAAUGGAUCCCUGAAUGCUCCCAUUAUGACUCAAUCCUAAGGGAGGCUGUACGUUCUGACAGCCCUGAAAAUGUCUGCUGGUCACCAGACAUGCUAGCUGCAUAUAUUGCCCUUACAGUUGUUAUUGUGCAAGCCCAGGCUUUAGGACUACCUGUGUAUUGUAAACCAUUUCAUUUGUAUGCUCGGGACAACUGUAAAACCAUGGCCGCGGUCUGUGCACAAGAGCAAGGAGGCGGUAUGCGUCCCAUAGCAUUCUUUUCCAAAGUAGUUCGAGCUCUGGUACAGGGUAUGCCGGCGUGUCUCAGAGCAUUGAUAGCAUGUGCAAUGGCUGUUGAAACUGCUACUACUAUCACACUAGGGCAUCCUACAAUACUUCAUGCCAGUCACCAGGUUACUCAGCUGAUGACAAAUCUCACCACACAACACAUGACAGCCCAGCGCUUCAGUGGUUAUGAGAUUCUUUUUUUUAAUACCCAGAAUCUGUCUUUUGGAAUAAACAAGGUUUAGAGAAAGAUCAAAAUGAUCUGUUCUCUAAAGAGGGGAGAAUAGGCAUACUUGAAGAAUAGGCAUACUUGAAGCAAGCUGAUUUAUUUUCAUCAGUCAGGCACAUAGCAAGCACCAUUCAAUUCUUCAUGAAUUCAUUUUAUAUUAGGAAUCUCAGGCAGCAUGUACAGUCUUUUGUAAGAUCGUGUGAACGCUGCUCUUUUUACACACUUACAGAUUGAUUUUAUUCAUGUAUCCAAAAUUGGUAACAAACAGCAAUACUUACUGGUCAUAGUUGCUCAGUUUAGUAGAUGGCAUGAGGCCUUUGUGACAUCUAGGGAAGAUGCUAGUGAAGUUUAUUGUUACUGAAAUUAUUCCCAGGUAUGGCUGCCCUCUGCAGAUUGGCUCUGAUAAUGGCCCGGUUUUUGCCAGUAAGGUUGCCCAGGAACUUGCUAAAUUCUUGCAAGUUACCUGGCAGUUUCAUAUACCCUAUCAUCCACAGAAUACAGGGGUAGUUGAAAGGAUGAAUAGGACUAUUAAGGAAAAGCCCAGAAUUUACCCAGGAACAUGGGUAAAUUGGACUAGAUAUCUACCAGCUAUUUUAGCUGAGAUAAGAGUGAUUCCUCACAAGGUGACUAAAUUAUCUCCAUUUGAGAUUUUGAUGGGAUGACCUUUUCCCACACCCUGGGCCAGGGAACUGCUUGUUAUAAUGUCUGGGGAUUUAAAGCUAAUACAAGAACAAUAUGUACAGGAAUUGUUGAUAAAACCGAAUGGUAUGUAUGACAAUGUUUCUUCGCAGUUUUCCCUUACCUUCACAGGAACCUACUCAUUCAUACCAGCCCGGUGACAAGGUGUAUAUCCGUCAGUUGAACAGGACCAAGAAAGGAGGAUACCCUUUUGGACCACCUGCUACUGUGAUUGCUGUACCCAGAACCGCUGUCCACAGAUUCCCACGACAUCUGGAUUCACGCAUCCCGAGUGAAGCUGUGUCCAAAGAGGGGAACCAAGGAAGACAACACCACUCCUCGCUCGGAAACAGAAGAAUUUCUCCUCAGCGAAGCAUCAUGGUUUUCACACCAUAUCGUAGAUUGAGAGGAUCAUACGUACCUGAGACCAAGAUUAUGUUGUGUGCUAUGCUUUCUGGAGUUGUUAUACUCCCUCUGAUAUUGUUCCUUGAAUGCCAUUAUGAGUACAAGUCAAUGGCAAGUUCUGGAAAAAGACUGACAUGAUGAACAAUUCUUCAAUACCCCCAGCCCAAUUAGGCCUUAGCCCCUCAUCUAGCAUUCUUCACACAUGCCCCCUCAAGAACCUUUCUCCACCACCUUUCUAUCAGCAUGCAAUAUGCAAUCAUUCAUUUACUGAACGCAUUUGGAUGAAUUGGACAAAUAGUAACCCUUAUAAGUACCAGUUACCCAUAUGAAAUGUGUCUACAGCUAAUGAAACCGAUGCAUUAUGUUUGUUUAAAGGUUCACAGAAAAUUGUUAGAUCUUAUAACGCAGAAAUGUGCACAGUUAAGGUUGCAUAUCAAUGUAAACAGACAGGCCUUAUUACUUUUAAUAAUGAUUAUAUAACUGGUAUCAUUAAUUGGAGAAGGGGACAAAUGUUAGUCAUUAUGAACGACACUACAAUUGAGAACUAUACACUACCUUAUAUUUUUACACCUUAUUACUGUCCUUUAUUCUCUACCAUAGAACCAAAAGUCAACAACGACUCACACACACACACCUAUUCCGUCCACAUUUAUUAAUACAACUGCCUUCUUACAAGCUGUACAUGUGUCAUUAAAAAUCACUACUCCUGUUGUAACAUUAUGUAAUACAACAAACAAAGGCAGAAAAGGGAAUGGUAUGACACACUGUUAGAUGGUGCUGGAACCACUAUGGGUAUACUAAAUAGUUAUAGAUAUGGAGACCCUCAAGAAUAAGUUAAACACAGCCAGCAUGCAUAUAGGGACUGGUUUUCAUGCUAGUGCAAAUUGGGCUCCAAUUGUUGUUAAAUCACAGGUUAUAGGAUUGGAUUUAGAUAAAUCAAUGUAUAAUUAUUUAGACAAUUUAACUGUUGCAACUAUGAAAUUCACAACAGGUCUAAGUAACUGGAGUACUUGUGCCAUCAGGUAUUUAUGGAUACAACAAGGAUUGGCAUUAGAAAACACACUAAUGAUUCCUAAACUAGAGAAGAUUAGAGGGAUGCUUAACCUCACAGAUAAUGAAUGGUUACUUCUAAAACCCCAAUCCACUAAAUGCAAUGGAUGGUUAACUGGUAAUGCUUCACAUUUUUUCAUGCUCUUGCUAUUUUACAUUAUAUCAUACAUCAUCAAAGGAUGUUAAAUUAGCUUGUCAAUUUAACACAUUACCAGUACCAGUUUAUGAUCUUUUUGCUAAGAAUUUAACCUGGUGGGCACCCACAUAUACAGGGGACUAUAUUUUUCCCAAAGAUAACACACACAGGUAGCCACACAUAUCCUAAAAGGAGAACUCCUUAAGGUGAGUUCACAAAUUCAGAAUGAUUUAGCCCAUCAUUGGUACGAUGCUUCACUGGUUGGUCCCCUACUGGAUCUCAGAUAAUGAAAUCAUUCUUCUAUCAUUUUGUUAUUAUAGUCCUGAUUUUAUUGUGUAUGAUUUUAUAUAACUGUCACCUUACUUGUACAUUGAGGAAGUGAGUACAGAAAUGAAUCCAUAAUGCAGAACAGAAACAAUUAGAAAUUCUCCUCUCGCCACUGUAGGGUAUCAACCCAUCUUUAAACUGGGCCUUAGGAAUUACCACAUGGGAAUCGAGGUGAAGAAAUUAAUGAAAGUCCCGCAGGGAGUGACUAGCACCCCUGAAAAUACCAUGUGGAAGUUUCUCUGUCCUGGUAAGAUUUUAUCGAUAAGAUGAGCAAUUGUUUUAUUGCUCAAAGAGGGGAAUGUAAGAAUAUUAAAUAGUUAACUUGUUUAUAUGUAUUUUAUGCUUUUAUAAGGUUUAUAACAUGAUUAUUGCUGACUGAAGGAAUAUUGAAUACUUAAAAGUCAAUGUACGACAAUCAUAUGCUGACUGUGACAGACUAAGGUAUUUCUUCUAUAGGAUGUAAGACAAUGCUAAAUUUCAGGAUGUCUUGCCCAUUCCGAUUUUAAGGAUAUUCUUUUCCAGACGUAUGCAAAAGCUUAUCUUUCCAUUGUCAGAAUAACGUAAUACAAGGAAGUAAUAAAUCUUAUAGUCUGUACUGUAUUUGCAUAUACCAUGGCUAAUGUAAGCAAACUAUGUAUAAAAGCCAGCUCUGGAAUACACUCAUUUGAGAGUCUUGUAAAGCUGUUGUCCGUGUGUUAUUGCUUACAAAUGACUCUCCAUCAACGUUGAUUAUGGUGACCGAGGGAUCGAGAACCGAGGGGAUUAGAGUCCAUUACAACAUUAACCCUUUCAAU